GAGAGGUGAGCGGGUGAUCAGGUGAGAGGGUGCGGGGGAAGGGGCCAGAGUGAACCGGGGCCAGCAGGUACAAGUAAAUACCUGUGCUCGGUAAUCCGGUGGGGGAAAAAAAUGACGACUAACUCACGGUCGGGGCCCAGGGUCCCGUCCGACAUCUCUCAAAGCCCCAGUUGCUCGCGAGAGACCCUAACGUACUCUUCAGACAACGGAACUUGGACCACACCUUACAUUUUUUUUUUAAUUUUACGACCAGUCGGUAAAUCUUUGACGUGUCACGUUGCAGUGAAGUGAUAGUUGCUGAAGAUUUUUUAAAACAAUCAGUGCCCUAAGACAUUUUGUAAACUGGGAUAUUAAUCCUAGAUGUCAACAACCAGCCUAAGAAAUAACGAUUGAUUCUCAAGUGCUUUUGUAUUAUCAAAGUGCAUAAGACUUUCAAGGUGAUAGAAAUAGUUAUAACGUGGACAUUUAUCUACAUGUGGUGACUUGACACUUGUCAAGGACUAUUGUGAUUUAUGUUUAUACGGAAAACGCUAUUUUAUAAUUGUUCCGUGGAGUAAAAGUUCAAGGUCAAUGUGGAAUCAAUUGGGGGGACCCAUUGUUUGAAUAGUCUAUAAACUUGUUUAUCAAGGGUGUAAAUGUUUGUGAAACAGGUAUUUUGAACUUGAGGGGGUUGUUAAAAUGCCGAAAAUAUUUUUGAUUAAAAACCGUUUGCACCAGCAACAAUUGCGGUUGUUGGAAGCACAACAUUUGAGUAAAUCACCGCCUAAUGGAAAGGAUAGUCCAUUAAGUACCGAACCACUCAGUCUCAUUGUCAAUAAACAUCAGUAUCGCGAUAAAACAGAGGACGAUCGUGCGACAACUCCUGAAUCUGUACGCAGCAAUAGUCCAGCAGUAUCACCACCACCACAAUGGCAACCAACAUCCACACCCGCGAAUCCAAGCUCGACACCAAGGCGCUUUAUAUCAAGUAUUUUAGGCGGUGAUGUCCCGUACGGAAGUCGUACGCACGUACUAACACGUGCUGAACGUAAAGAAUAUGGAAGUCCAGCGAUUGUACCAACGGGAGACAAGUUUCCACGUAAAGCUGAUAAAAUUGAAUUGCCUAGACCACCGACUCCUCCCAAAACACCGCGAGUUGAACCUCCGACGAGAGUUUCGGUGAUACAGCGGGUGCCACCUCAGACCCAACCACCUAGACAAGAGCAUACUAAAAUAGAGAUACCGCGGACUACGGAACCAGAACAGGAUCAGCCGAUUGACUACGCGGUGCCGAAGAAAAAUAAAGAGGAAGAUCAGGAUGAGGAGCAGAGUCGUGAAGGGGCUAAAGCUUUGCGAAUUAGUAAUUCAAUUGCCCGGCCGCUUUUGGCGAUGAGAUUAUCGGGUCCUCAGACUGUAAAUGCAGCCGCUGGACAUGGGAGAGCUAGUUCCGGUAAUUCGGGAUCCAGCGGUUCGAGCGGUGGCAGCUCUGCAGGAAGUGGUGGUGGUUAUUCGGGUUCUGGGUCGGGUGGAGGUGAUAUUGGUGGAGGUGCUAUGGGUGGUGGUGGAGCUGGGGCUGGGGGUGGAGCUAGUGGUGGUGCUGGAGACGGAGGUAUGAAUCCUGGUGGUAAUGGUGGUCGGGGUAAUUAUGGACCAAGUUCACCACCUUCGGGUUCGCUACCCCCGUUUUAUGAAUCGCUGAAAGGUGGGAAUAAUCUAGCUAAUUUUGUAAAUCAAUAUACGGGACAGAAUGGUGGAUAUUUGACGCCAACUAACGUUGGUAUGGAAUGUGAUACUGGACAGCAAGAUAUUCAGCAGCAAUACAACGCGCAAGAAGGUAAACAAUACUCAUUGCUGCAGAAUGUAUGCGCGUCCUAUGAGUUAGUGCUCAAAGAAGAAACUGACGAAGACGAGCUAGGAGAUUAUAAAAUUCAGCCCAAUGACUUACUGUCCGGACAGUACGGAACUUACGAUGUCACUGACUCGGGAAUGAUGGUCGACAUGGUAACCGGUGCCGUAGUAGAUCCUUUGCAGUUUACUGCCACCCUUACAUUUAGCUCACCAACGGAUCACACAGCACUCCUAGAAAGCUUAACAGAUGCUGCAGAAUUGUUUCUGCCCCGUUUGCCAGCCGAUGAAGGAGGCAAUGAUCUGUUGGAAGAUUCGCUUCAUUCCCCCGGAUCAGCCACUAGCCUUGGCCAUGACGGACAGAUGACUACUCCUGUAGAACCUUCGGUAGACCCAUUUCCCGAGCACAGUAUGGCUCUUCGAGGUUUCGAUACCACAAGACAUUACAACGCGAAUCAAUUUUCCCUGUCAAAGUUAUCAGGAAUAACUCCAUACCCUUCCGAUGAGUCUAGUUAUCAGCCGCUUGCCAAAGAACGCCCUGAAUUGGCGUUACACAUCAACAACCAAAACCAGACGCAUCAGGAACCGCAGCUUCAACAACUGCAGAUUCAGGUCCAGAUGCAGCAGCAGCAGCAACAACAACAACAACCUGCCACAUCUCCACAUCAACAUCAUCAUCAGGGAUUGUUGAGCCCUGGUCUCACCUUCUCUGGAAGUGGUUUAGACCUCGAUACCGGAAGCAGUACAGGCGGUAGUUUACCCAGUCCAGGUGCCGGAAGCUGUUCUAUUGACGCAACUUCAACAAGUACGUCACCAGCAUGCGGACUUAUGGAACACGCACCAAGUCCAUCGGGUGUCACAGCAACUGUGAGUUCAUCAAUCAGCGUUGGCGACCCGUCCCUAACACAACGGCCUGGCGUACUCCAGCAGAGGUUGGGACUUCCGGGUGAUUGUCAAUUGGAAUUCGUCAAUGGCGGUCAUGGAAUCAAAAAUCCAUUGGCUAUUGAGGGACAGCGGCAGACUAGUAAUCGCGACGAAGAACGCGUUAGUCGACCAGCUUCUGGCAAAGACGAUGAUCCAAAUCGUUUCUCCUGCCGUAUUUGCAGCAAAACUUUUAGCUUACAACGGCUACUAAACCGUCACAUGAAAUGUCACAGUGACGUUAAACGUUACUUGUGCACAUUCUGCGGUAAAGGUUUCAACGAUACAUUUGACCUUAAGCGUCACACACGGACACAUACUGGCGUAAGGCCGUACAAGUGCAAUCUCUGCGAGAAAAGUUUUACUCAGAGGUGCUCACUCGAGAGCCACUGUCUCAAGGUUCACGGUGUUCAGCAUCAGUACGCUUACAAGGAGAGACGGACAAAGGUCUACGUUUGUGAAGAGUGUGGACACACAACUCAGGAGCCCGAAGUCCACUACAUUCAUCUCAAGGACAAACAUCCUUACAGUCCAGCCCUGCUGAAAUUUUACGACAAACGACACUUUAAAUUUACCAACACUAAUUUCGCUAACAUGCUACUGCAGGUGCGCACCUAAGAAAAAAAAUUAUAUAUACAUAUACUUCUCUCGCCUACUUUCACCCUCCAAGUACCUAAUCGUGAUUCUCUCCGGCGACUUAUUUGAUUUUCAUUAAAAAGAAAAAAAAACUUAAGAACGAUCGAUCGUUUUUCCGAUACCGAUUUAAUUGUUAAUCUAGUAACCGGAAACUAAGACUCAGUAUUUUUAAACUGUUAAAUUAUAAAAAAAAUUAAGUUAUUAUUUUUAAUGUAUAUAACUAUCGACUAUCGACUAUCGGGUGGUGGCGGGAAUUUUUUUAAACAAAUGGGUAUAUUCGAAAAAAAAAAAAAAAGAAAUGGUUUACUCAGUUAAGCUGUGGAUGUACGGAAAGAUAUUUUUUGAACGGGUCCAUCGAUUCUAAUGAUUCUUACAGUGAUCGGAAGUGCCGAUUUUUUAGAAGACCUCUGACUUCUGAUUGCCGUGAGAAUUAUUUGAAAGAAUAUCACUCGGAAAAUUUUAUAUACAUCUAAAUAUAGGGCAUUUUAGGUCAAAAUAAAAACAAUUUUGAUUUUUUAGUUAAAGUAAAAAAAGAUAUGAAAAAUUAAUUUUUUUAAAGAAGUAAUCGAAGAUUUUAUUUUGAAAAAUAUUAGAAACUGAAUAUUUGAGAGAAAAAAUUUUUUCAAUCUCUUCAUAACUUGUAAAAACGACCAAAUAUGAUCAUAUAUGAUUAAGUAUGAUCAGAUAUUAUCAUAUAUGGUCAUAUAUUAAUUUGAUUUUGAUAAGACAUGAAUAUAUAUGACUAUGCAUGGUAUCUGAUAUUACAAAUGACUUGAUCUGAUAUGAUCAUAUGUGAUCAUAAAUGAUAUCAGACGUGAUCAUGUCCGGAAAAAUACUCAGAUAUGAUGAUGUAUGACCAGAUAAGAUAAUUUAUCGUAUCUAAUCAUAUUUUAUGAUAUGAGUUCUCAUAUAUGGUUAGACUUGAUCAUAUAUGAUCAUAUAAUGAAUUUUUUUGUAUCUUGUCAGAUUUAAGUGUUCAUGAGUGAUCAGAUAUGACUAUUAAUAUAUGAUUAAAUAUGACUAUUCGUAUAUGAUUAGAUACGACCAUUCCUAUAUGAUCAGAUAUGACUAAUCAUAUAUGAUUAAAUACGACUAUUUCUAUAUGACCAUUUAUUAUUAGAUAUGACUAUUCAUAUAUGAUCAGAUAAUGUUUUUUUUGCAUCUUGCCAGAUUUAAGUGUUCAUAUGUGAUCAGAUAUGACUAUUCAUAUGUGAUCAAAUAAUGAAUUUUUUUGCAUCUGGUCAGAUUGAAGUCUUCAUAUGUGAUCAGAUAUGACUAUUCAUAAAUGAUUAGAUAUGACCAUUCCUAUAUGAUCAGAUAUGACUAUUCAUAUGUGAUCAAAUAAUGAAUUUUUUGCAUCUGGUCAGAUUGAAGUCUUCAUAUGUGAUCAGAUAUGACUAUUCAUAUAUGAUCACAUAUGACCGUACCUAUAUGAUCGGAUAUGACUAUUCAUAUAUGAUCAGAUAGUAAAUUUUUGUAUCUUGUCAGAUUGAAGUGUUCAUAUGUGAUCAGAUUUGACUAUUCAUAUAUGAUUAAUCAUAUAAUAUGGUCAUAUAUGAUCAGAUAGAAGGUUUAUUUGCAUUUUAUGAGAUGAAAGUGUUGAUGUAUGAUUAAAUAUGAGUGUUGGUUUUACAUGAUCUUAUAUGAUCAUACAUGAGUAUUCAUAUUAGAUCAUAUAUGAACAUAUUUGGUCAGAUUAAGGUAUUAAUUGUAUCCGACAGAUAUAAAAAUUUAUAUAUAGCCCUAUCUAAAUAUUUUUACUCGGAUAUAAAUGAAAAAAUUUUUUGUUAUUGACUGCCCUAAAUUGCUUCGUAUACUUAAAAAAAUCAUUUAUACAACCGGUUAACCUGUGAUACGGAAUGGUUUAAUUUUUCUUAAUAUUUUUCAGAAAUUAAAUUAAAAUAAUUAUAUUUUUAAUUUUAUUUUCGCAGUGAUCAAGAGGAAAUCAUAAAUAUAAGAUGAGAUUAUUAUAAUUAUUAUAUAAAUAUUAAAAUGCAAUAAUUAAAUUUCCUCAUACGAUCAUUUAUUUAUUAAUUGAUCAAUUAAUUAAUAAUUUAUAAUUAUUGAAUUUUUCUAUAUUUUAUGAUUAUUUAUCAUAAAGGGGGUUCGUGCAAUUAUAUAUAUUUUUUUUUUAAUUACAAUGAUUUAAGAUAAUAAUAAUUUUGCACCCGGUUAAUUAUUAUUAAUAAUAAUAAAUAAUUAAUUGUUAGUGGGUACGUAUUUUUUUUUAAUAUUAAUGGUGCAUAAAAUUAA
Molecule: messenger RNA, 5634 nt
Organism: Microplitis mediator
Lineage: Eukaryota; Metazoa; Arthropoda; Insecta; Hymenoptera; Braconidae
Product: transcriptional regulator ovo-like
Exons: 6
Coding region: 679-3363 (894 amino acids)
Biological process (GO): epidermal cell differentiation; regulation of transcription by RNA polymerase II
Cellular component (GO): nucleus
Molecular function (GO): DNA-binding transcription factor activity, RNA polymerase II-specific; RNA polymerase II cis-regulatory region sequence-specific DNA binding
Source: RefSeq, a predicted model, not a curated record